Metarhizium album ARSEF 1941 is the source of this 1062-nucleotide messenger RNA. Its product is annotated as oxidoreductase. Gene Ontology annotation, molecular function: dioxygenase activity. The transcript is spliced from 2 exons. NCBI's taxonomy places the organism in Eukaryota, Fungi, Ascomycota, Sordariomycetes, Hypocreales, Clavicipitaceae. Bases 1 to 1062 code for a protein of 353 amino acids. The record is from RefSeq and is a predicted model, not a curated record.
AUGGCGUCCGAGAGACACUUUAGACACAUUCCUCCGUUCCCAGAUCAUGUCCCAGUCAUUUCCAUCAACACCAUCUCCCUGGCAGACCUGCGCUCGGCCGACGGAAACUCCGCCCAGAGCAUGCUGGCCGCCUGCCAAGAGCUGGGGUUCUUCUCUCUCAGUCUCCGCGGGGACAGCCUGGGGGAGGCCAUGAUGGAAGACAUUGACCAGCUGUUCGACGUGGCCAGGGACAUCAUGGACCUCCCCCCGCACGUCAAGCAGCAAUACUUGCACGACAUCCCGAGAAGCUUUCUGGGGUUCAAGCCUCUCGGCCAUGCCAAGACUGAGACCGAGGAGCCAGACCGCUUCGAGUGGUUCAACCUGGGCCAGGAUGGCCUGAUGGGCACCGCGCCGCUCCAACCGCUCCCGCAUCUCGUGCAGAGCCAUCUCCCGCUGUUCCGCUCGUUCCUCCACCGCGGCCAGUCUCUGCAGAAAACCAUAUGCUCUGCCCUCGAGGCCCAGCUCUCGCUGCCCGAGGGCAUCUUGAUGGCCUCGCAGACCCCGACGAAGCCCUCGGGCACCGUCAUCCGGCUCAUCAAGGCACUGGCCUGUCCGCGGGAUGAAGAUCUUCGCACGAGCAUGAUCCACCACACUGAUUUCGGCACCAUUACGCUUCUGGCCAAUGUCGUUGGCGGCCUGCAAAUCCUGACGCCUGGAGGGUCUGCCGCCGAUGAGGGCGCAUGGCUCUGGGUGCGUCCUGUGCCGGGCUGUCUGAUUGUCAACCUUGGGGAUGCGAUGGUGCAGUGGACGGGCGGCAUCCUGCGCAGCAAUGUCCAUCGCAUUCGGUAUCCGCCAGGGCAGCAGCGCCGUGUUGACCGGUACAGCCUCGCCAUUCUCUUUAGGCCGGAACGGGAGGCGAGCAUGAAGAACAAGACGGGCGAGGGCGAGGGCGGGGACACGGGGAACGUGGCCGACGAUGGCAACUUGACCGCCUGGGAAUGGGAGGUGAAGAAGGCAAUGGCCCUGUCGAGAGGGGAUGCCGUCGUGCAGAGCAAGGGCGGGAAACUACUGUAUGGGAACUGA